CAGUUUGAGCCAAGUAUAUUCGACUUGGGUGCUUCAAACGCGCCGUGAAGACGAGACGCUAGCUCACGCCUACUCACCGACCAGCGUGCGCGGCACUGCUGCCGUGACUGCUGCGUCUUCCCCGCUCAAGCCGUCCGCAGGGCGGGAUGCUGUGCGCCGCGCUCAGCGCCUGGGCGCGGCCGGCAUUGCUGCGGCCGCGCGGGGCCGCCCAGCCGGCGACGACCCACCGCACCGCCUCCGUCCCUGGCGCUGCCGCGGCGGGCCGCGCAAGCCACUGCGCCGCACCGCUGGCGGCUGACAUUGACAUUCUGAGGAUCUAUUCCUCCCGCCGGACCUCUGUGAGGGUGGCGGCAAGCGCUGAGGAGCCUGCCGCCUCUUCGCCCUCUUCCCCCGACGUGCGCCCCAGCGAGCAGCAGCAGGCACUGCCCCCGGCGCCCACGCCCUCUUCUCCGCUGCCGCCAGCCGCCGCCGACCCACAUGCCGCUCGCCCGCCGCCGUCAGCUUCGGCCGCCGCUGUGACGGCCGCUCUGUCGUCUGUGGUGGGUGGCGUGGUGGACGCCCGCCUGGCGGGUGUGCGAGGCCAGCUGGUGCAGGAGGUGGUGGCCACGCUGACGUCGAAGCCGCGGCUGCUGCUGAAGGAGCUGCUACUGGCGAUUGGAAAGCAGCACGCGCCGGCCUCCGGAGGGGAUGACACGGCGGAGCUGCGGCGGCGUGUGACCGACCUGGAGGCGCGCAUGGAGGAGCUGGUGGCGGCGAAGGGGCAGCAGCAGACCGGCGAGGACGCGGCCAAGCAGGGCUCUGGCAGCUCAGGCCCCGGUGGAGAGCGGACAGAGGCUGGCGGCGGCGGCGGUGGCGGUGGCGGAGUCGGAGGAGGAGGAGGAGGAGGACGUCGAGCCGGCGGUGGCGGCGGCGGCAGCGGCGGCGGAGGAGGAGGUGGAUCUGCGCCCAAUCUGGCUUUUGGCACUUUUGCUACGACUCUGGCUUUUUGCAUGGCUUUGGCUACUUUGGCCCUCGAGGUCGGACAGCCGCUGUACCAGCAGGAGCUAGAGCAGCCUGCUGGAGCGGCGGAGACAGCGGCGGCGGCGGAGACAGCGGCGGAAACAGCGGCGGCGGCAGGGGUGCGCGCAGUGGGCUCAACGCCCGGACCCUACCCAGGCAUCCGCCUGCCGCGCACCAGCCCCAUUCCCGGCCAGGUGGUCACACUGGACAACGUAUACGUGGGGCUGGUGGUGCGGCGCGGCCCGGACUGGGACAAGAUCUACACAAACUUCAUGGCGGCUGGGGUCGACGGCGGCCCCGGCAAUGACGGCGUAGUGACGGACGUCGGCAAGGGUGGCUUAUUCGCCUCUGUGCGCUGGAGUGCCACCGGCGAGACAACAUACUGCAGCUACAUCACCGGCAAGCCCGGAUACCGCGAGCUGGUGGUGGCGCCGGCGUAGGCGCAGCUGGAGUUGCCGUUGUACCAGCAGAGAUGUACAUACCGUACAUGAUGAGAACGUGACGUGGCAGCUGACGAAGCAGCAGCAGGCAAAGAAGUAAUGGGAGGGGGAUGCGUAGAUAAUGUCAUUCACGCACGUGCAGCAGGUGCUAGCGCUACGGCGUAGCGCUACGGUGUUGUAGUCGCUGGGACCUGUGGCUGGGCGGAGUGGCGCUGCCGCGGGCGGGUGUAUGGCGUGCAGGCGGCGUCACGCACUCGGUGCCGCCGCCAUGGCCCGUGCGAGAGACGGACGCCUGGGCCAUGACCGGUGACAGCGCACGUCUGGCAUGUCACCUUCCAUUUUAGCACUGACAUGGUAGUGUUAGUGGACGGGCUUCAGCCUUCAGCAAGUAGCGAGCUGCAGGUGCGCGGACCCGCCCCGCGGAGGCGCAGAGGAGUAUCAGCCGCGGUAGCACUUGCGCAAGCGGUGUAUUACACCUGUAAAAGAGGAGUGGCGGUCUGGCGGAGGCAUGCAGAGGUAGGGCAAGUGGGCAACUGGGCAAGCAGGCAAUUGACAGCUGACGAUGAGGUCGGGCACGUAGGAUUGAGGUCUGGAUGCACCCGCCAGUUGCCACAGUUGUGAGCGGCCACGUCUUCACAUCUAUGAAGGGAUCCAGGGAUGCCAGCAUGGAGCACGGCUCGAAUGAGCUCAGCUACGAUGACAAUACUUGGGCGUGUGGCUACCUGACGCAGUGUCCGUAGCAAAUUUGGUCAAUAACACAGCAUGAGCUGGCAGAUUUGCGCUAGGGCACGGGCAUAGGGCAUGGGCCACAGGGCCAGGCCGUGAGGGGCGCCUAGGGGCCGGAAAGCCAGGGGGAACGCUGCAGGCAGGGGGCGGGGGCGGGGCAGGAAGCAAAGUGCCAGACCCCACGCCACGACCGACUCCCCCACGGACAAAAACCUUAUUGUUGAGGGGUUUGAGGUCCAUUUAAUACCAAAGUGGUGCCAAUGGAAUCCUCUUGACGAGCGCUAUCACGAUGUGCCAUUCGCUGUUCUGAGACUUCGGUCA
Messenger RNA from Chlamydomonas reinhardtii, 2486 nucleotides. RefSeq lists its product as uncharacterized. The transcript is spliced from 5 exons. The record is from RefSeq and is a predicted model, not a curated record. Gene Ontology annotation, molecular function: ubiquitin-protein transferase activity; metal ion binding. Bases 147 to 1439 code for a protein of 430 amino acids. Lineage: Eukaryota; Viridiplantae; Chlorophyta; Chlorophyceae; Chlamydomonadales; Chlamydomonadaceae.